GUGAGCCAAGUUCGUUUUCCCGCGCUUUCCAUUCCUCCCCUCAGACAGAGGGGGGAGCGAGCUGCGCGUGCGCCAAUCUGAACGGCGAGGACGUAACUUGCGUGAGAGGUCGUGAGCGCCGCGUCUCGGACCACGUGACGCGAGUGGGCGGAGCCGGGAGGGGCUUCUCACGAUUGGUGGAUAUGCUGCACUCUAAAGUCUUGUUACCAAGAACAUGGUCUUUAUUGGGCGGCUUAUGGCUGUGGAGAACUGCAUUUUCACCACAUAUACAGAUUUGCUUAAUGCAGCAGCAAAUUAAGGGCUGGCAGAGGAUUCUUUCCACAAGCUGUGCAAACUGUGCGAAAAAUCAACGGCUGAGACAAAAAAGAGUAAUAUCAGAAAAGAAACUGACUCGAUAUUUCAUAGAUCAUCGAAGAGUGAGUGUGACUGGAGGCCACGGAGGACAGGGUAUUAACUCUUUUUAUAGUGAACCUAGAAAAGAGUUUGGGGGUCCUGAUGGCGGAAAUGGAGGAGAUGGGGGCCAUGUUAUUUUGAAAGUUGACCAGCAAAUCAAAUCACUGAAUUUAGUCCUCCCAUUGUAUCGGGGUUUUGAUGGAGAAAAGGGGGGAAGCAAAAACUGUUAUGGAGCCAACGGUGGAUACACGUAUGUCAAAGUUCCUGUAGGCACGCUAGUUAAGGAGAAUGGGAAAACUGUGGCUAAUCUUGCACAGCAUGGUGAAGAAUAUGUUGCAGCUUAUGGAGGAACUGGAGGGAAGGGUAACCGGUUCUUUCUGUCCAAUGAGAAUCGAGCACCAGUGACAGAUACUGCAGGAGAACCAGGUCAGAAAAGAGUCCUCGAUUUGGAGCUCAAAAUUAUGGCUCAUGCAGGACUGGUAGGAUUCCCCAAUGCUGGGAAGUCAUCACUUUUGCGAGCAAUCUCCAAUGCAAAGCCUGCAGUGGCUCCCUACCCUUUCACCACUUUAAAUCCACACGUAGGCAUUGUUAACUACCAAGACUAUGAGCAAGUAUCAGUUGCUGAUGUGCCUGGUAUAAUAAGAGGAGCUCAUCUAAACAGGGGCCUUGGAUUGACCUUUCUGAGGCAUAUAGAACACUGCCGCUUUCUCUUAUUUGUGGUGGAUUUGUCUGUGUCUGAGCCAUGGAUUCAGCUCCAAGACUUAAAAUAUGAAUUGGACCAGUAUGAAGAAGGCUUGUCGAAGAGACCUCAUGUUGUCAUUGGGAAUAAGAUUGAUCUUCCUCAGUCGAAGGCUAACUUGCUACUCCUUAAGGAGCAAGUGGAGCAGAGAGUCAUUCCACUGUCUGCAUUGACAGGAGACAAUCUGGAGGAAUUAUUGUUGCACCUGAAAGAAUUGUACGAUUGUUAUGUAAAUGCUGAACAAUCACAUAAACAAAACUCUGUCAAAUGGUAGGAACUAGAGAUCCUGUGAGCCCUACGCUGAAUGGAGGAGGAAAACAACACAAUUUAUCGUAGGAUGCAUGUGUGGGAGAAUCAUGGGGAAUAGGACACAACACAUUGUUGAUUUGUUCUGGAUUACUGUUCCAAACUAAUUGCCACUACAAGCCUCGUAAGAUUUUUCCAACAAAAUGUAAAGGCCACAAAAAUAGGAGAUACUUGUAGUUCAAUGUGCAUUAACAAACUGUCCUAUCACUUAAAGAAACCUACAGACAAAGUCUGGUUUACAGGAGGUUAUACUCAAAUAAGUUUUUGACCCAAGAGAGAUACCAAGUCUUUUAAGGUGAUCAUGCUUUGCAUAAAUUGUACUGGAAGCUGUAUCUGCCUGGUUGUUGUAAUAAAGUGAUUGAGGGCUAUGUUCUCACAAUCAGGAAAUGUUCUCUUUCCACCUGUUUUCUUUUGUGGACAAUGUUCCUGUUUGUUUGCCUUUCUUUAAGUCAUUUCUUCGCUCAGAACUAAUCUCUUCUAGGGUUAUUAAAUUUCAUUUAAUUGGCUAAUCAAGAAGUUAGAAAUUGCAGAGCCACAGCGGGGUUAGCUCCCAGCCCCAUGAGCUAACCCUGCUAUGGCUCUGCCGUUUAAAUGUAGUAUCAGCCUCCUAGCUCUUAAUACAUUUAAAAGGCAGAGGUGCAGCAGGGGACUGGC
Pelodiscus sinensis (Chinese soft-shelled turtle) is the source of this 2092-nucleotide messenger RNA. NCBI's taxonomy places the organism in Eukaryota, Metazoa, Chordata, Testudines, Trionychidae. The record is from RefSeq and is a predicted model, not a curated record.